AAGACAAAAAUACCACAUCUCUUCACCACUACUCCACCAGCUUCUUCUUCUCCGAUAUUGCAGGUGUUCAACGAAGUAAGAUCAUCCAUCCCCUUUCAAAAAUGGUGCUUCAUCCUCCUCCUCACCAACACGAACAAUUCAUACUCAAAUCAGCACUAUACUCCAGACUCCUGGUCUUGUCCCUAACCAUCACAUGGCGCAUUCUAGCAUCCCCUUACGACAGCUCCGCACCGUUGAACCUUCCCUGCCUCACCGCCAACCACACGCACACUCACACUCUUCCCCAAUCCCAAACCCUAUUACUCCCCAAACUCGCUUCCGCACUCGAAAAUGGCAUCGUUUGGGACUCCGUCUACUUCGUCCGCAUCGCCCAGUGCGGCGGUUACGAGUACGAGCAGACCUACGCGUUCUUGCCGCUUCUCCCGAUCUCCAUUUCCUUCCUCUCUCGCUUUCUCUCUCCAAUUUUCGCCCCCUUUGUUGGACACAGAGCAGUUCUUGCUUUCUCCGGUUACCUAAUCUGCAACGUCGCUUUUGUCUUCGCAGCUCUUUACUUGUACAGGCUUUCCAUGAUUAUCUUGAAGGACCCUGAAAUUGCAUUACGGGCUACGAUUUUGUUCUGCUUUAACCCAGCCUCAAUUUUUUAUUCAUCAAUAUACUCAGAGAGUCUGUAUGCCCUCCUUUCUUUCGCAGGGUUGUACUAUUUCGUAAAGGGUGGGAAUAAUUUAGCCUCUCUCUUUUUCGCUCUCUCUGGCUGUGCAAGGUCUAAUGGGGUGCUUAAUGCUGGUUAUCUCUGUUUUCAGACCAUGCAUCGGGCUUAUAAUGCUAUGUUUCAGCAAAAGCGCACUGCUUUGGCAUUGGGGACUGUUAUUGCUGGAGCUUUACGUAGUGUGUUCGUUUUUGCUCCAUUUGUAGCUUUCCAAGCUUAUGGGUAUUACAAUAUGUGUAAAGGACGGCUUCCUGAUGAAUUAAGGCCUUGGUGCAAGGCGAGGGUACCAUUGCUUUAUAAUUACAUACAAAGUCAUUAUUGGGGUGUAGGUUUCUUGAAAUAUUUUCAGUUGAAGCAGUUGCCUAACUUUCUUCUUGCAUCGCCAGUACUGUCUGUGGCACUUUACUCUGUUGUCUAUUAUGCUAAAUCAAGGCCUGAGAACUUCUUCUCACUGGGUUUUCGAACUUCUAUUGAAGAGAAGAGCUCUGGAGUUGUGUUUUUGUCGGAUGAUUUUUAUAGGUCCAAAAAAGCUGGCAAUGUGGAUAAAUCUUCUGUUAAGGCCAAAGAAAAUUCCAAUCUUACUAAGAGAAAGAAGGUGACUGAAGGAGCUGUUGGUGAAGUUCACAUGGCUGAGCCAGCAACUAGGCCAGGAUACUUUUCUGCAUGUGUACUCCCAUUUGUAUUGCACUUGGCAUUCAUGGCAGCCACAGCUUUCUUUGUCAUGCAUGUACAGGUCGCGACCCGGUUCCUGUCAUCAAGCCCACCUGUUUAUUGGUUUUCUUCGUACAUAAUGGCACAUCCUACCAAAUACCAUAGAUGGGGAUAUGUGAUUUGGGCAUACUCUGCUGCAUAUAUUUUCCUUGGCAGUUUGCUGUUUUCAAACUUCUAUCCUUUUACUUGAUAGCUAGAAGUAGAAGAUAUAUUCAGCUUUUCAAUCUCAUACACGGAAGCACAUAGGCAUAGCUUGCAGAUCCUGAAUUUUGCACACUAAUUACUGUGUUGCUUUCCCAUGGCUGGGCUCGGCGGGUGGCUAUUUGAUGCGUGCGGAAGCAAAUUACUCUGCCUUAUAUUUGCUAACCAUUUAUAAUCCUAUAUGAUAUGUUUUCUUUUUUCUUUCUUAUCCCUCCUUUACCUCAACACAGGAUUUAAUUUUCCUGGUGAUUAAUCUUCACUAAGUCCAGCUUUGUUCUAAUUAUAUGUUUCUUUCUAUCUAGUUAUGUUUUGAAGUGUAUCAUCCUUUCAUUUCCAGUGAGUAGUUUAAUGCCACAGAUCAUUUGUAACAGGUGAAAUACAUUUUGUUCUGCCAUUGCUUUACGGCGGAUUGGUUACGAUUAUUAGAGGGAUACAUUUUGAAAAGCAGAAGCAUAACUUGAAGAAGCAUAUCAAAUUGAUGGUUUAUUUA
Molecule: messenger RNA, 2108 nt
Organism: Arachis ipaensis
Lineage: Eukaryota; Viridiplantae; Streptophyta; Magnoliopsida; Fabales; Fabaceae
Product: transferases, transferring hexosyl groups
Biological process (GO): GPI anchor biosynthetic process
Cellular component (GO): endoplasmic reticulum membrane; mannosyltransferase complex
Molecular function (GO): GPI mannosyltransferase activity; alpha-1,6-mannosyltransferase activity
Source: RefSeq, a predicted model, not a curated record